UCGGCUGCCAGGCGAGCCGACGCGGGGUCGCGGAGCGAGCAGCGCCCGGGCUCUCGCCGAGCCGCUCCUGACAGAAUAACGUGCGUGGUUGUCCCCACCCCUGGGAGGGGUUGCCGGUGCCGCGAGCUGCCGCCCAGUUUCCAGCGCGCUCUCCUGGGAGGAUCCGCCACCGGAGGAAGGAGUAGAAUAAACCUGGCCGAGGCGCAGAAGUGGCUCCCCGGGAAGCCAGCGCCGGGGCCGCCGCCUCGUGUCCCCUCGGGGCGCAGCGCUCGGGGGUCGGCGGGCCGGAGCCGAGGCGCGGCCGGGGGCCCGGGGGCGGCGGGGCCGAGCGCGCGGCGACCCAGGGGCCGGCCGGGCGGACCCCCGCGCCCCGGGACGCGGGCUGGAAGCGACGGAGGACAGCUGCCGGGGGCUGCGGGCGAGCACCGUCCCUCUCGAACGGGGGUUCUGCUAUGACAGUUGGCCUCCGCAAGGGGUUAACCUGGGUGUCCUCGGCAAAGUUGUCGCCGAGCCGGGAGCCCGUUUAGGGGCCGCGGCGCCGCGGCUCGGGGGGCUGCCGGGCGGCGGGCGGCGGCCGUGGCUCGGCGGGGCCCGCGCGGCCGGGGGGCUCCUGGGGGUGUGCGCCCCCAGCCGGCUGCCCUCGUGGAUGCCUCCCGGCGGCGGCGGGCCCAUGAAAGACUGCGAGUACAGCCAGAUCAGCACCCACAGCUCCUCCCCCAUGGAGUCGCCCCACAAGAAGAAGAAAAUCGCGGCCCGGAGGAAAUGGGAGGUGUUCCCGGGACGAAACAAGUUCUUCUGCAACGGGAGGAUCAUGAUGGCCCGGCAGACGGGCGUCUUCUACCUGACGCUCAUCCUCAUCCUGGUCACCAGCGGGCUCUUCUUCGCCUUCGACUGCCCGUACCUAGCAGUGAAAAUCACCCCCGCCAUCCCCGUGGUCGGUGGCAUCCUGUUCUUCUUCGUGAUGGGGACCCUGCUUCGCACCAGCUUCAGCGACCCUGGAGUCCUCCCUCGAGCCACACCUGAUGAAGCCGCCGACCUGGAAAGGCAAAUAGAUAUCGCAAAUGGCACCAGUUCUGGGGGGUACCGCCCACCUCCCAGAACCAAAGAAGUCAUCAUCAAUGGCCAGACCGUGAAACUGAAAUACUGUUUCACCUGCAAGAUUUUCCGACCCCCUCGUGCCUCUCACUGCAGCCUUUGCGAUAACUGCGUAGAACGGUUUGAUCACCACUGUCCCUGGGUAGGCAACUGUGUGGGGAAAAGAAACUACAGAUUUUUUUAUAUGUUUAUUUUAUCUCUGUCUUUUCUGACAGUCUUUAUAUUUGCAUUCGUUAUCACCCACGUCAUUCUUCGUUCACAGCAAACAGGAUUCCUAAAUGCACUUAAGGACAGUCCUGCGAGCGUGCUGGAGGCCGUGGUGUGCUUCUUCUCCGUCUGGUCCAUCGUUGGCCUCUCCGGCUUCCACACCUACUUGAUCAGCUCCAACCAGACGACCAAUGAAGACAUUAAAGGAUCUUGGUCAAAUAAAAGAGGUAAAGAAAAUUACAAUCCCUACAGCUAUGGAAAUAUCUUCACAAACUGCUGCGUGGCCCUGUGCGGGCCCAUCUCUCCGAGCCUCAUUGACAGAAGAGGGUACAUCCAGCCCGACACCCCGCAGCCGGCAGCGCCUUCCAACGGCAUCACCAUGUACGGGGCCACGCAGUCACAGAGCGACAUGUGUGACCAAGACCAGUGCAUUCAGAGCACCAAAUUCGUUUUGCAGGCCGCGGCCACGCCCCUGCUGCAGAGCGAGCCCAGCCUCACCAGCGACGAGCUGCACCUGCCCGGCAAGCCCGGCCUGGGCACGCCCUGUGCCAGCCUGACGCUGGGCCCGCCCACGCCGCCCUCCUCCAUGCCCAACCUGGCCGCCGAGGCCGCGCUGGCCGACGUCCUGCCCCGCAAGGAGGACCUCGUGGCGCACCAGUUCCUGACCCCGGAUGAGGCGCCUUCGCCGCCCGGGCUGCUGGCGGCGGGCAGCCCCCUGGCACACAGCCGCACGGUGCACGUGCUGGGCCUGGCCAGCCAGGACUCGCUGCACGAGGACUCCGUGCGCGGCCUGGUGAAGCUCAGCUCCGUGUGACCUGCCUGGGCCUGGGCUGGGGGCAGCGCCCUUCUCCCCACCGAGUGCCGCAGACCAGGUGACGACAGCCCCGGGGCCGAGGUGACAGCCCCGGGUCCAGGGUGCAGAGAGCCCUCGGAGAGUGGACGGAGCCCCCGCUGAUGGCAGAGGGCGGCGGGACCCAGAUGCUUAGCGCUUGGUUUUAUUCGGAUUUUCUUCCCCACCCUGAGCGCUUUGACAGAGAUGAAAACAGAGAAGCAGCUUUUUUCACAUGCUCCGAACCUCAAGGGAGGGCCUGGGCACGGGGCAGCCUCCAGGCCUGGCAUCGGAGCCGGGGAAGAGCAGACGCUGCCUGGGCGUUACACGGCCGUCUGCUGGCCUUGUGACAGACACGGGGAGGUGGCCGGACUGAAAUCGCACUUAAGUGUUAUGCUACUAAUAUUUGAAAUAGACACGCCAUUCCAUUUGUUAAUCAAAACAACAAAAAAACCUGACGGGGAAAAGCGAGCAGGUGUGGAUCUGCAUGCCACACUGCCGUCUGUGCUCCAGUGAUGUUGGUAUUCCAAAGGAAGUGCUGCUCUCUCUCUCUUUCCUUUCUUUUUUUGAUUUUGUGAGUUUUCCUGUGCUGUUCUGUUGGAAGACAGUACAACAAGCCGAGACUGAUGGACAGUGUCGCCACUCGUCUGCCUCUGGGCUGAGGCGACUGUGGGCAGGUGGCUGGGCUGCAGGGGGUGGCCGGGGUCCAACCAGGGUCACUCACCUCUGUGCAGCAGGUAGAUGAGGCUGUGUGUUGUGCGGCCCCACCAGAGACUUCACCUCCUUGUGUGAUGGAACUUCCCGUGGACAGCCAAUAAAAUGACGUCCUCCGUUGUUUUGGGUCUGUGUACAGUUAUCCUUAAAACACAGUCAUCUGGAGGGUCCAGGAGAGUUUGUUUUUACUGAAGUAUCCCUAGCAAGAAAUGGUCCCAGAACAACCCAAAAUCAAAUUUUUGAAUUGGGAGAUAGGUAUAGGAUGAUUUUCUAGACAAGAGACUAGCUUUCCAUCAGGUUCUUUUGUUCUUUAAUCAUCUCUUUCUGACACAGUCUUGCAGAAUUUGCUGUACAUUUGCAGACGGCCAUGUAGUAGUUAAUCUGUGGUCAGUGCAAGGGAGGGGGUGUCCAGGGAGAAGGGGUGCUGCCUGGCCGUCCUCUGGGCUCCACGAUGUGUUAAUGUGUCACCAAACAUGUAAGCAAAACUUGAGGUCUUAGUAAAGGUGUUAAAAAACGAGGAGGAGAAACCAGCCUAAAGUUUGGGCUGAGAUCAUGUAGACUGUCAUUCUUACAUGGAUGCUAAUCAGAAUGGAAUUAAUAAAAUUGUCACCUCAUUUACUUUCAUUUAUCACCUAGGAAGGACCUGGCUUUGUACUUAGGAAGUAAGACACUUUGGAGGUACCUGCAGGGUACUCAGCAACUUCUCUCCUGGCUUCUUUGCAGGUGAUAAAUCUAACAGCCAAAUCUACUCAAGUUCAAAAUCAUGCUCUUAUUCCUUAUGACCGUAUGAAAGACAAGAUGCAUUGAUCAUUGAUACAAGAAACCCCAAAUGACUUGCAUUUAUGGAAAAAGGCUGUCUCUCCUGGGAAGGAAUUGCCAUUUUAUAUAAAAGGAAAAGAAAGAAGAAAAGAAAAAGAAAAAAAAGCAGUUUUCAAGUCUUAUUUGGAACAAAGGCAAUUCACAGAUCAAAAAAUAAUUUAUGCUGCAAAAACCUGCAGAAUUCUUGCAUUAUGAUAUAUUUGAGCUAUGUUUAUUUUCCAUACUGCAUGCAUGUAUAGAAAAUGGAAAAGGUAAACCAUGUGUAGUCAUGUUUUAUUUUCAGGACCACCUAACCGCUUAUGUCCACUUGUAAGUUAUAAUGAGCGGGACACACCCAGGCACGCUCGCCGUCACCAACACACAGGGAUUCUCCUUGCACUCGCUGCCUGUGAGCACAAAGUGACAGCCCCACAAAGGAGCUUCCACAGCCUCCCACAUUGUCUCUGCCCCUUGCCUCCCCACAUUCUCUCCCCAGACGCCCCAGGAGGGAGUAUCCCUGAUGGGAAGGGUGCUCAGAGGGUGGCCGUGAGCCUGGCUCAGCAUGUGUGGCCCGGUCCACUCCCAGUUUCCUCUGCUAGAAGACAGAGACAAUGGUCUGUAGAGCCCUUUCAUGCCCAACAUUUCCUAAUUCUAUGGUUGCUGAUUUCCUAUGACCAGCCCUUCUUCCCGCCUCAUUAUGGAAAAACCCAAGAAGCGAGGGUCAUUAUUCACGUGCCCUCACACAAUGACUAUUUACUCAAUAUUUAUUAUCAAUUCCCUCGGCCCUGUCUCUGUGGCUAUGUGGCAUCAUGUAUCGAAGCGAGGAUUGGGGAUUUGGUGACACAAAUCAAGGCUAUUCAGGGUCAAGAGGGAGAUUAACUUGAACAGGCCAAUUUGCUGAGACAAUGUUUUAUUAAUUGUCUUGAAACCGGAGAGAUGCCCAUGGCCCUGUCCGUGCUCCCAGGGGCUCCCCGCUCUGUGGGGCUGGAGGGCCAGGCUGGGGUGACUUGCUCAGGGAGGCGAUGGCUCUGCCUCUCCCAUCGCAGAUAGGCACGUACACAGGUGGCGAGUGGCUCCAGCCAGCCUCGGCUGAGUAGACCUUGAUGUUUCUAAGUUCUUUCCGUGUGUUGCCCAUUGACUGCAUGCUAGCUAUAAAAAAUAAGAUAAAUAUUUUACCAUGCUAUUAAAGCUUGGGCCAUCAUCACACACACAAGCACACACACUCGCACACUCACUCUGUUGUUUAAGAAUUCAUCGGCUCCCAUUUUCCCAGGAGCGCGCCAGGGGACCGCGGGCUUCCCGGCGCUGGGCACUGGAAGGCUGAGCUUAGCCUGAGUGCCCUGGUCCCUGGGCUGGGGGGACGGAGCAGGUGGGUGGCAGACAGACUGCGUCUGGGAGCGCCGAUGACACGUCACUCUGUGCCUGCGCGUGUACAUAACAUGUCAUGUUUUCAGAAAUAUGUAUGCCAGCAUCUGGGCGGUGCCCAGGAGAGAGGUGCUCACGCCACCUCUCCAAUGUGGUUGUUCCAGCCUGUGAGAAGGGGGCCAACCACGUAGCUGUUCUGGCCCAUAACAGCCCAAAGGAGGAGGCUUUCCGCCGCACCCCUGCGUGCGCUGCGGCCUUCACCUCUUGUGUCUCAGGUUGCUGACUCGGCUCCCAAAGGAGAGGAAAACCCCCCUUUUAGGGGCCUUGUUCCUGCCGAGACCUGACGGGUCGGCCCUCUGGUGCUGUGAAAGCCCCCGGGCCCAGGGCUUCUCAUCUGAUUCAACAGCAAGAAAAAUGAAUUGGCCAAAAUCAGCAGUGGGUGCCCUUGGCCCCGGGGCUUGUGAUGGCAUCUCCUGGAACGUGCUAGAACCUGAGGCACUCAGAGGCUGCGAAGGGCACACCCUGGCGGGCCGCUCCUGAGGGUCUCGGGCCUCUCUGCCCACCCCGGCAAAGGCUUCUCUGUAACUUCACCGCCCCGGUCCGCGCUCAGCAGCAAGCCGUCCGGUUCGUGCCAGGAACCCACUGUUCUCACCCUCGGCUUGGGGCUUUUGAAGUUCGUUGGAAGGUAUCCUUAAUAUUACCUUUGAAUAUUUAAAGGAUUUAGUAGGAAUCUUUCCAGCAGUAGUUGUCCUUCGUUCCCCCCCAAGAGUACACUGUUGAGCCCACUUCGCUGUUGACCAGGUAACAAAGAAUCAAGGGGAGCAAAUGUGAAAUAUACCUUCUAGUUAAUGCCUUACAACUGUCUGAAAGCUGAGCCUAAAUCAAAUCAAUGUUUACAUUUUUUAUUAAAUCCGUAUGGGGUUGGGAGUCUAGCAUAUUCUUGUCCAAAUGAGUGAGACCUUCAAAUAAGUUCACCUUCCCCCCCUACACCCCACCCCCGGUCCCUCUGCCGGCUCUGGAGGGCUGUGUGCCCCAUCCUGUGCUGUUCCGAGGAACCUCACAAGAAAGAAAAACUGCCUCCCUCUCCCUCUCAUGAGAAUAAGUUAUUGAAAUAGUAAGUGAUCUCAAGUGUCAUUUUCUUUCAGAUAAAUGUCAAAAAUGCUAAUAAUUUUGUAAAUCAGUUCAUCCUCUGUCCGUUUGCCCAUUGUGCCUGGUCUUGAUGAUGCAGCCGAGAAGGAUUUUCAACAUCUAGGUGGUUAGCACGUUAAUCCGGCCAUAAAAAAUAAUUGGGAGACUGAAGAGUAGAUUGUUUCUGCCACGAAACUAGAUAAAUGGCUUCAACUGGAAUUAUUUUUCAAUCUCAUAAACCCCAGGAAUUACAUACAGAGUGGAUCGGGAAGCAGCUGAGCAUCUGGUGCUACUGCAGAGACUUCCUGUCGGUUGUAGAAUUUUUAAAGGAAGCUUGGUAUGGAUGGUGAGGAUAGGAAUGAACAGCUCUUAAUUGCCCUCGAUAUUUUAAGAUAUGUAAACCAAUAGGCCACAUGGCAUGUCCAAGGAGACAUGUUUUCUGGGUUCUGCAUGAACAGAGAUGGUUUUAGCAUACAGUGAAAAAAAAAAAAAAAGGUU
Microcebus murinus (gray mouse lemur) is the source of this 6634-nucleotide messenger RNA. RefSeq names its product zDHHC palmitoyltransferase 14 (gene ZDHHC14). Gene Ontology annotation, cellular component: endoplasmic reticulum; Golgi apparatus. The record is from RefSeq and is a predicted model, not a curated record. Lineage: Eukaryota; Metazoa; Chordata; Mammalia; Primates; Cheirogaleidae. Gene Ontology annotation, biological process: protein targeting to membrane; peptidyl-L-cysteine S-palmitoylation. Gene Ontology annotation, molecular function: protein-cysteine S-palmitoyltransferase activity.